Amoebophrya sp. A25 is the source of this 1776-nucleotide messenger RNA. Lineage: Eukaryota; Dinophyceae; Syndiniales; Amoebophryaceae. The record is from the annotation of a GenBank genome assembly.
GGAUUUCGGCGGUAAUCUGUUGAUAUGCCGAUGGCCUUGCGUCGAUCAUGAAGACAAAGAUCGGCACGUUUUCAAACGGCGCAGUUUUAGUUACGUGUGUCGGCUUCGGUUCUGCAUUCGAAAGUGAAGGUGAAAAAUCCUUUCUGCAACAUACAGUAAAAUACAUGUACACGACGCAAAAUUCGAAACUUUUGGUGGAGUGAUUUCUUAGUUGUCGUUCACUCUUUUUCGAACACUCACACGACAAACGAUAUCUACUACUGUCAGACUAAUAAAGGUGUUGCUGUUGAUGUCCCCGUGAAUACUAGUUGAGCGACCCAGUGCCUCUGCAUGACUUCGCCAAGUGAUCCGCGCUUGGGAGGAAAGGCUUAUUUCAUGCAAUAAUCUCGUACUCGCUGAACUACAGUGCACACAACUUUCACCAUAUGCGUCACUACUGAAUACAUGUAGUAGCGCGUAGACAUUUUUAGGACAAAGGAAACGGCUUCGCCUGUGAAGUACGAUGGAACAAAAUUUUGCAACGGACAUAGUUCAGUCAACGAAAGACCAAUGUGACUACAUCUUCCCAAUGCAUGUCCUCCUUCGUGCGGUGCGAAUGUAAGAAUGUACGGAGUGUGAAGUUGCACACAAGAGCUUCCUUUUCGGGUCUCGUACACAGUUCAUUGUCCAUGCCUGGAACUAUCUCAUGUCCGCUUGUGAAGGAGGAGAACGACAGCAGUACUGGUUCAGAUUGAAAGCACACGCGGAUACAUGUGAGGACAAGCGGGACGCUGGACGCGAUUUGGACAUGCAUGCUGGUAUAUGCGGUGCGCAGCAUUGAAGCUGCACCGCCGCCGCCGCAAAUAUUUUCAAGCGAGUUCAUUGGAGGUGGACUCGGACACAUUACCACUAAGUUGUAUCAUUAAGAGGACCGCACCGCACCCCGGCAUUUGUAGGGGCGUGUUUUUGCAGUCAAGCAAGGGUGAGCCUCUGCGUUGGCGGAUUUCGAACGUCCACGAGCGAAUCGUUCCGGGUAUAGAAGGACGGUGGCAAUACAUUGUGGCUCCGUGCUUCAAGGACUUAUCCGAAUUUGUCGCUUUUUCGACUACUGUGCACCACUGCGUCGAAGAUGAAAGCGAGGUUGGCCCCAGACACUAUCGCUAUUGCCCCUGCUGCAGCAUUAAAGGAAGCGUCUGAGAAGGAAGGGCGAUGCGAAAAUACUACGAGAGCAGAGAAAAGCUUCAGCAAACACCGUUUCUUUCACCUCUGGCUCUGAGCUCGCCAGAAAAUGAAUUUGAAUUUGAUGGAAUAAUGUUAAUUUCUUGGAUAAUUUAAGCUCUAGCGUACUUUAGACGAGUAAAGUUGCCUAGACGAGGACUACGAUGAUAUUUUCUGCACCUACUAGAGAGUGUUUUGGUUACCGAUGCGAAUCCCCUAUUUUGGGGAAUAGUUUCACUAUUUCCCUAUGAAUGUUGAGCUAGAAAGUGUCAAAGUCAUUUUCUAAAAACAUGCGAGCUCUUCCCUUUCGGAUAAGCAUGGCGCCACAAAAAAAGGCGGGCUUCUCAGGCCAUGAAUUGGAAUGAAAAAAAAAAUCCUAAAUUUCUUGGUUUGGAGAUUUCAAUUCUAAACUUUUAAGUGAUGUGUAGUGGUCAGUUGUCUUCGGCUAACCACCGUGUUGAAAUUGACGUGCACUCAAAUUUGUUACUUGUAGAAAAAUCAAUUCACUGAAAGUCACCUGAAGAUGGAAUUUGAAGCAGAUGUAUAUCACGAAAAGAGAUCAUCUUCGUGUUCUCACUG